AUGACCAGUCUGACCAAUGUGUUCACUACGGUAGCCGCAUUGCGGGCCAUUGAUGAGGGCAAAUUAAGCUUGCACAAGAACGUUGCGUCCUACCUUCCCGAGUUCGCUGCGAAUGGGAAGAGCAACAUCACUGUCUUGGUGCUAUUGACCCAUACAUGUGGCUUUGGUCCAGACCCUCUGCCCGGGCUGUAUGAAGCACUUUACAAGACCAUGCAGCAACGCGUCCAUCUGAACUUCAUGAACCUGCGCUUCUUGUUGGAGAAGGUCACCAAGACACCAUUUGAGGAGUCUGUCCAUUCAUUUACCCGCGAUCUCGGCAUGGCAAGCACCUUUUUCAACAAGGGAAACAACCAGUCCCCCUCAUUCUAUCAUUACACGCGCAUGGCGCCGACAGAGUAUCAGAUCGAUGUUAUGGGAGAAGCUGAGCUCAAACCUCCCCAGCCAGUACGAGGAACCGUGCACGACGAAAAUGCCUGGGUCGGAACUGGGCGAGUAACAAUAUUGUUCGGGAGGCGAUAUGCUAUUGAGUUGCCCACUCGCUUGGCCGCGAUGUUUCCUUUCCAUGAUGCUUUGGUUGGGAGAUAUUUUGUUUGA
This is a messenger RNA of Penicillium verrucosum, 594 nucleotides long. RefSeq names its product serine hydrolase domain-containing protein. NCBI's taxonomy places the organism in Eukaryota, Fungi, Ascomycota, Eurotiomycetes, Eurotiales, Aspergillaceae. The record is from RefSeq and is a predicted model, not a curated record. Bases 1 to 594 code for a protein of 197 amino acids. The transcript has 2 exons.